UUAAUAUUUUUCUUAACAUAAAAAGAAUAAUAUUAUUAAAAAUAUAUGUAUUUCCUCCAUUUAUAAAUAAGCUUAUAGCUCUCUUCCUCCUUCUCACACAGUACAAAACCCAAAACCCAGAAACAAAAGAGUGAGUUUCUGUAAUUUCCAAAAGCCAACACCAUGGUUCUCUCCAAGACUUUCUCAGAGUCCGAUGUAUCCAUCCACUCCACGUUCGCUUCUCGAUAUGUUAGAACCUCUCUUCCCAGGUUCAAGAUACCGGAGAAUUCGAUACCAAAGGAGGCAGCGUACCAGAUCAUAAACGAUGAGCUGAUGCUCGAUGGCAACCCUAGACUGAACUUGGCGUCGUUCGUGACGACGUGGAUGGAGCCUGAGUGUGAUAAGCUCAUCAUGGACUCCAUUAACAAGAACUACGUCGACAUGGAUGAGUACCCUGUUACCACUGAGCUCCAGAACCGGUGUGUGAACAUGAUAGCACACCUAUUCAAUGCACCGCUGGGCGAAUCAGAAACAGCGGUGGGAGUGGGAACGGUGGGGUCCUCCGAGGCCAUCAUGUUGGCAGGUUUGGCGUUCAAGAGGAAGUGGCAGAACAAAAUGAAAGCCCAAGGCAAACCCUUUGACAAGCCCAACAUUGUUACCGGAGCCAAUGUCCAGGUGUGCUGGGAGAAAUUUGCAAGGUACUUUGAGGUGGACUUGAAGGAGGUGAAGCUAAGGGAUGGUUAUUAUGUGAUGGACCCCGAGAAAGCUGUGGAGAUGGUUGAUGAGAACACCAUCUGUGUUGCUGCAAUUCUCGGUUCAACUCUCAAUGGAGAAUUCGAGGAUGUAAAGCUCCUAAAUGAUCUCUUGGAAAAGAAGAAUAAGGAAACAGGGUGGGAUACUCCAAUCCAUGUGGACGCAGCAAGUGGAGGGUUUAUAGCACCAUUUAUAUACCCAGAGCUUGAAUGGGAUUUCAGGCUUCCAUUGGUGAAGAGCAUCAAUGUGAGUGGGCACAAGUAUGGGCUUGUGUACGCUGGAAUUGGGUGGGUCAUCUGGAGGACCAAAGACGACUUGCCUGACGAACUCAUUUUCCAUAUUAACUAUCUUGGAGCUGACCAACCCACUUUCACCCUCAACUUCUCCAAAGGUUCCAGCCAAGUUAUUGCUCAGUAUUAUCAGCUCAUUCGUUUAGGUCAUGAGGGUUAUAGGAACGUGAUGGAAAACUGCAGGGAAAACAUGAUAGUGCUUAAAGAAGGAUUGGAGAGGACAGGAAGGUUCAACAUUGUCUCAAAGGACAAUGGAGUACCAUUGGUGGCUUUCUCAUUGAAAGACAACCAGCGCCACGACGAGUUCGAGGUCUCUGACUUCCUUCGUCGCUUUGGAUGGAUUGUUCCGGCCUACACCAUGCCGCCGGAUGCUCAGCACGUGACGGUGCUUCGUGUUGUGAUCAGAGAAGAUUUCUCUCGUACUUUGGCUGAGCGCCUUGUGAUUGAUAUUCAGAAAGUUCUGCAUGAACUCGACACCCUGCCUGCCAAGAUCAAUGCCAAGUAUUCGGAUUCUGGUAAUGAGGAGGUUGUGAAAGUUAAUAAUGGUAACUUGGUUACCAAGAAAAGUGAUAUUGAGACUCAAAGGGAGAUCACUACCAUUUGGAAGAAGUUUGUGUUGGAAAGGAAGAAGAUGAACGGUGUGUGUUAAUCCUUACGACCGACGGUUAUUGUAAUUAUCUAAAUCGAUUGAGUGUGUUAUUAAUCCUCAUGCAUUCAGUAACUGAGGUGCUAUUUUUUGUCUCCUUUAUUUAUUUUGGAGGGAUCGGAUACUAAAUCAUAUUGUGUUAUUGUUUUGUAUGACGAUUUGUACUCUUAUAAAAGCUAUUUCUCUAUAAUAUUAUAUAUUUUUGUAUUGUCAAA
Molecule: messenger RNA, 1883 nt
Organism: Ziziphus jujuba (common jujube)
Lineage: Eukaryota; Viridiplantae; Streptophyta; Magnoliopsida; Rosales; Rhamnaceae
Product: glutamate decarboxylase
Exons: 7
Coding region: 163-1671 (502 amino acids)
Biological process (GO): L-glutamate catabolic process
Cellular component (GO): cytosol
Molecular function (GO): pyridoxal phosphate binding; glutamate decarboxylase activity
Source: RefSeq, a predicted model, not a curated record